CGGCGGUGCCGCGGGGGGGGGGCCAUGGCGGUGCCGCCGCCGCCGCCGCCGGGCCCCGAGCAGGCCCCGCGGUACCAGGAGUGGAUCCUGGACACCAUCGACUCGCUGCGUUCGCGCAAGGCGCGGCCGGACCUGGAGCGCAUCUGCCGCAUGGUGCGGCGGCGGCACGGCCCCGAACCCGAGCGCACCCGUGCCGAGCUGGAGAAGCUGAUCCAGCAGCGCGCCGUGCUCCGCGUCUCCUACAAGGGCAGCAUCUCGUACCGCAACGCCGCCCGCGUGCAGCCGCCGCGCCGCCCGCCGCCGCCUGCCCGCCGCCCGCCGCCCGUCAGCCUCCGCGACACCGCGCGGCUGCUCGGCGGCGACGGCCGCCUCACCCGCGGCCGCCUCCAGGGCUCGGCCGCGCCCGGCGGCGGUGGGGGGGCGGCCGGGGCGGCCCCCGGGGCGGGCGGCGGCGGCGGAGCGGGCGGUGGGGCCCGGCCCGAGCGCACCCGGCUGGGCGCCAUCGCCACGGCCCGCGGGGAGCGCGGGAGAGCGGCCGCGGGGAGGGCGCGGAAGCCCCCCUGCAGCAGCAGCGAGGCCUCAGCACGGGAGGAGGAGGAGGAGGAGGAGGAUGAGGAUGAGGAAGACGAGGACGGGACAGGCUCGGAGGCCUCAGAGGACGCGGGGCCCCCCCGGCAGCUGAACGGGGAGGGCCGGGGGGGGCCCCCCCUGCGCCCCCCGGGGCAGCCGCCCCCCGAGCGGCCCCCCCAGCCCAAGGCCUGCGCCCCGGGGGAGGGGGGCUGCCAGCACAUGGCCCCCCUCAAAAAGGAGGGGGCCUUCGGGCAGCCCGACAGAGCAGUGUCCCCAGCGCUGGCGGGGGCUGAGCCCUCGGUGCCGCUGUCCCCGGGCCGGCCGGGCCCCCAGGCCGCCGAGGGAGCCCCGUUCAGCUGCACGGCCGGGCGCAAGGACAAGGCCGUGGACCCGGUGGAGUGGUCAGUGCGGGACGUGGUCGAGUACUUCACCGAGGCCGGCUUCCCCGAGCAGGCCGGGGCCUUCCAGGAGCAGGAGAUCGACGGCAAGUCGCUGCUGCUGAUGCAGAGGGCCGAUGUGCUCACAGGGCUCUCCAUCCGCCUGGGCCCCGCGCUCAAGAUCUACGAGUACCACGUGAAGCUGCUGCAGCGCAGCCACUUCCAGGACGAGGAGCCCCCCCCGGAGCCCUUCCCGGCCUGAGGGGCCCCCCUGGACCCGCGGGGACACCCCCAGACCCGCGGGGACACCCCGGUAUCCAGGAGGGCUCCUCCCUCCCCCGCUGCUGCACACAGAGACUUUGGGGGGUGGGUGGGGGUCAGGGGUGCCCCACCCAUUUUUGGGGGGCCCCACCUCUCUUUGGGGGGAUCCCAUCCCUAUUUAGGGGGGUCUUGCCUCUCUUUAGGGCCUCACCUCUAAUUUGGGGGGUCCUGCUCUCAUUUGAGGGGUCCCGCCUCGCUUUGAGGGGGUCUCAUCUCUAUUUUGGGGGGGUCCCAUCUCUCUUUGAGGGGUCUCUCUUUUGGGGGGGCACUGCUCUAGGGGACACCCCUCUUUGGAGGCACUGCCUCUCUUUUGUGGGGGGGGGGUCUCACCCUUUUUUUGGGGGCACUUCUCUUUGGGGGGGUCAUUUCUCCUUUGGGGGAUCCCACCCCUCAUUUGGGGGGCUUCUCCUUGGGGACCCCUCUUUUAGGGGGCACUUCUCUUGAGAGGGGUCUUCCCCUCUGUUUUGGGGCGUCCCCUCUCUGGGGUGCACUGGCGGUGGGGACACCCCGCUCCUUGUGGGGUCACUCCUCUUUUGGGGGCGGCCCUCUGGGGGCGGGGUCACCCCUCCUUGAGGGAGCCCCCUUUUUAGGGGAUCCCCCUUUUCUUGGGGGGGAUUUUUACCGCGGGGGGAGGGGGUUGGGGCGCUCUGCCCAGAGAUGUUUUAACCUUGCCUAGCCCGUGCCCCCCCCAAAUUGGGGUGCGGCCCCCCCAUCCCAUGGCCAUGGGGGGGGGAAGCCCCCCCAAACACCCCCCCCCGCAGUCUGUGCCCCCCCCCCUUCCCCGGGCCCGACUCCUUUUGGGUUUUUUUAAAGAAAAACGGAAAAAAUAAAUAAAAGAAAC
This is a messenger RNA of Vidua chalybeata, 2109 nucleotides long. RefSeq names its product sterile alpha motif domain containing 1 (gene SAMD1). The transcript is spliced from 5 exons. Bases 25 to 1209 code for a protein of 394 amino acids. Gene Ontology annotation, molecular function: protein binding; DNA binding. The record is from RefSeq and is a predicted model, not a curated record. Lineage: Eukaryota; Metazoa; Chordata; Aves; Passeriformes; Viduidae.